AUGAGGAAAUCGAAGACUUCACGAGUUAAAUUUGCAGGAAGUUAUGAAUUGAAAAAGUGGCAGCAUAUCCGACAUGGUGCCGUUGAGCAGGUUGUCGGUGAGGUUGAGGGUCUUCAGGCUACGGCGACGACCUACUGGGGAACUUCUCCGACCAGGAAGUUGGCGCUGAGGUUGAGGAGCUCGAGGGAUCUGAAGCAGUUGAUCUUGGGCAGCAACGGGCCCCAUAGCCUGAGGGUGACCAGUGACAACUUCUGUAGGCUCGAGAGCUUCGUAAGGACGGUAAAGGAGUCGAUUGAGAAUUUAUCGGAGAGAGCGUCGUCGGGGACAGAGAAGUUCGACGGAUAG
Striga asiatica is the source of this 345-nucleotide messenger RNA. Lineage: Eukaryota; Viridiplantae; Streptophyta; Magnoliopsida; Lamiales; Orobanchaceae. The record is from the annotation of a GenBank genome assembly.